This is a messenger RNA of Cladophialophora carrionii CBS 160.54, 1212 nucleotides long. RefSeq lists its product as uncharacterized. Gene Ontology annotation, cellular component: cytoplasm. The record is from RefSeq and is a predicted model, not a curated record. The transcript is spliced from 3 exons. Bases 1 to 1212 code for a protein of 403 amino acids. NCBI's taxonomy places the organism in Eukaryota, Fungi, Ascomycota, Eurotiomycetes, Chaetothyriales, Herpotrichiellaceae. Gene Ontology annotation, biological process: protein import into nucleus.
AUGUCACUUCCUCCAGAGCGCAUCAGUGUCAAGCGCAGACGGCAAGAAGAACCGGUCGAGACUCUCUACCUCGAGCGUGGCGAUGGCACGGAGAAGAAGCGGAGGGUGACAGAUUACUAUUUCCAGCGCGUUCGAAAUGAUACAAUUGCACCUAUUUCCCAGCGGGAUACGACGACGUCGCAAACCGUGUGGUCAAAGCCUCCGGCUCCCGGUGUUCCUCCAAUCCGUUUGACAACACUUGAGGGCCAGAAGGAGGAUGCUUCAACGCCCAAGGCGGCUGUCAAAGCAAAAGCUAAUUCCGGAGACGAAGAAAACCACAAGAUACCGGGUACACCCAGUGCGCCUGCGAGUAGCAAGUCGGCCCCGACCACGCCCGCCGGUAGCCAGCCGGCACAUCAGGCACGUCGUUUCCACCUCGCCCGUCAUCUAUCAUCAGUCCUGAGCCCGCACACCUCGGGCGGCAUUCGGAAAUCCAAACACUUUAUCCGACCUCCUCUCGCCACGUUCAUUGAGAGACACGGAGCGGUUUUCGACCAUGAGCAGAAUCCUCUAUAUCGUGGUCAACCUGUUGAUAAAAUGCUGGAAGUGCCAAAGGAGGAGAACUCACGACGCACAAUACCUGGAGAAGGCGAAGAGCCGACUCUCGAUACUCUGAGUGCCUUUACGCGAAGUCCAACGAGCACAUUUGUCCAAGCACGCCCCAAAACAAUAAGGAACGGCACUUCCAUCCGAGACCAUCCUAGCACCUGGGACUUGGAGUCUGAUCAACUCGCAGACGAGCUUGCUGCUCUAGCAAUGGAAUUCGACCCAGAGUUGAAGGACAAGGUCGAGGUCGAGGCCUCAAAAGAGCGCCCUGUCUCUCCUCCCCCGGCCCCUCGAGACGUCGCCAUGACCACUCAUAGCCAGGAAGAUGGUUACAUCUAUGAGACUUACAUCCGCGUGCCCUACGAUGGCGAUGCAGGUGACACUACAAACCUUCAGACAGAUUAUGGCAUUCUUGUUAUCGACGAAGAAGAUGAAGAUUUGUGGCAAAAGUACGUCGACAGCGAGGAUGAGACCGAUUGGGAUGAAGAAGACUCUAACGCCGAGGACAACCCCGCCAAUGACUACCCAGAAGACGAGGUCUCGUCUGACGAUGAGUUCAGCUAUAAUGCGUACAAGUAUCGGGCGUAUGGAUCUGAUCAAGAGGAGCUCGACGACAAAUAUGACUGA